AUAUUUUUGGAAAGAUUACGUUGUUGAAUAAUGAGAAGUGCAGCAUUGAAGCGGUUGAGCUACAGCUAGAGCCUAGAGCAAGGUGCUGGGUGUCCAUCUCUGUGCUCCCAUGAGCUUCGUCACCCUUCCGCAUUCCUUCUUCCACUUCGUGUAUUAUUCCAUAGAUGCGAUUAACCCUAGAAGCUAUGGUCUUCUUGCUUCACACCCAAAGAAAAGGAGAUUUCCUGCAAUCACCACCUCCAUGGCUCGACGGUCAAGCAAAGAGCUGCUGGUGGUGAUAGGCGGCGGAGCGGCUGGAGUUUAUGGAGCAAUAAGGGCUAAAACUGUAGCGCCUAACCUGAACGUGGUGGUUAUUGAAAAAGGAAAACCUUUAUCAAAGGUAAAAAUUUCAGGGGGAGGGAGGUGCAACGUGACAAACGGCCAUUGUGUUGACAAAAUGAUGUUGGCAGAGCAUUACCCAAGGGGUAAUAAGGAAUUGAGAGGAUCUUUCUUCAAUAUGCACGGACCUGUGGAUACGAUGUCUUGGUUUUCUGAUCAUGGUGUGGAACUAAAGACUGAGGAUGAUGGAAGGGUAUUUCCUGUAAGCAACAGCUCAUCAUCAAUAGUUGAUUGCCUUUUGUUUGAAGCAAAGCAGAGGGGAGUUUUAUUGCAGACGAGCAAAGUUGUUACAACUGCAUCAAGAAAUAUUGCUGGAAAUUUCCUUCUCAAGAUUGAAAAGGGUAUCGAUGAUUCUGAAUAUGUUGAAGCUGAUUAUUUAUUACUUGCUAGUGGGAGCAAUCGGCAGGGUUAUACUCUUGCUACUCAGCUUGGUCAUUCAAUUGUAGAUCCAGUUCCAAGCUUAUUCACUUUCAAGAUCAAAGAUUCAAAAUUGUUGGAGUUGUCUGGAGUUACGUUCCUUGAAGUAAAAGCAAAGCUAAAACUAGAAAAUGCCCAAAGGAAUAUACCACAACUUACGCAGGUUGGUCCUAUGUUAGUCACACACUGGGGCCUCAGCGGGCCUGUCAUUUUGCGGUUAUCUGCUUGGGGGGCCCGCGAUUUGUUCAAUUCUGGCUAUAAAGGGACACUAUUUGUUGAUUUUGCACCUCAUCUUCAUGUAGAAGAUAUGAAGUCCAUCCUUAUUAAACGAAAGAAUCAGUGUGCGAAGCACAAGGUGUUGAAUUCAUGUCCUUCAGAAUUUGGUCUUGUGAAGAGAUUUUGGAAAUACAUAUUAGAUCGUGAGGGUCUAGGUGGAGAUGUCUCGUGGAUUUCUGUUUCAAAUAAUUCUUUGAUCUCUGUUGCUUGUCUUUUAAAGCAAUGUUCAUUUAGCGUGUCUGGAAAGGGUCAAUUUAAGGAUGAAUUUGUCACAGCUGGAGGUGUUCCAUUGUCAGAGGUUCUCUCUCUCUCUCACACACACACACACACACACACAAAUGCAUACAUACAUGGACAUUGUUGCGUAUGUAACUGUCUUUGCCGUAACACAAAGGUCUCGCUGAACACCAUGGAGAGCAAGAUUCAACAGCAUCUAUUCUUUGCAGGAGAGGUAAUAAAUAUUGAUGGAGUAACUGGUGGUUUCAAUUUCCAGAACGCUUGGUCUGGUGGAUACAUUGCAGGAACAAGUAUAGGUAGUUUAGCACUAGGUGCCACUUUGAAGAGGGAUGUCUCAUGACCUAAACGCCCGAAUAUGACUACCAACUUGAAUUUAUGCCAAACAGCCAUACUGUUACCUACCAGCCAGACUUGCGUGGGAAGGCUACCAUAGAGUUAUUUGUGGAAUGUUGAUUGUGAACUGUGGGAAAUACAGUGGUUGGGAAUCUCGGACGGAAUUGCAGACAAAAAGAGAUUAGAAAAUUCUUGCACUGUUGUGUGUGUGUGUGUGUAUAUAUAUAUUUUGCUGGGUGCACUGUUGCAUAUUUGUUUAGACUGUAGAUUUGUCUCUCUGUUCAUGUAUUUGUGCUUUUGUUGUCCACAAACAAGAUACGGGCCAUGUGAAGAAGCUGAAUCGUAAAUUUCAUGAUUGCUUUU
This is a messenger RNA of Malania oleifera, 2004 nucleotides long. RefSeq lists its product as uncharacterized. Bases 110 to 1648 code for a protein of 512 amino acids. The transcript has 16 exons. Lineage: Eukaryota; Viridiplantae; Streptophyta; Magnoliopsida; Santalales; Ximeniaceae. The record is from RefSeq and is a predicted model, not a curated record.